This is a messenger RNA of Neolamprologus brichardi, 5233 nucleotides long. NCBI's taxonomy places the organism in Eukaryota, Metazoa, Chordata, Actinopteri, Cichliformes, Cichlidae. The record is from RefSeq and is a predicted model, not a curated record.
GAUAAAUGCGAUGCUAUGUAUCUGAUGCUUUUAUUUUGAAGGUGACCGCGGGAAGCACGGGGUUUCACGGUUUCCGGCUUGAUGCUUUCGGCGGUCCCGUUAGCGCUCCGUUCUCGGGUCGCCGUUUUUCACGGUUUUAGGGCUGCUGGUGACCGGUGCCCGAGCAGGAGCGCCGGUGCAGGCGGGUGUGGACGGUCGCGGGUAGAUGUGCGCAGUAAUCUGCGGAUCGGCGCAGACGGCGGAGGAUUUGCUGUGAUUUAAAUCUGCGCCUGACGGACGGAGGCCGGGAGGAGCCGCUAACGGUGACCCGGUCCGGUCUGUGUGCUGCGGGUCGGAAUUAAAACGCCCACAAACAGCUCGAAGUUGAAUUUCCGGGAGUGUCUCUGAGGUCGGACACGGAAGCUGGAGUCGUCAGGGUUUAGACCGCCGCCGUUUAUUUUGUUAAAAUACACAAACUCACUGUUGAAUUUUCAUCAGCUGAAUUUCGUCUUUAUGAUUCUGAAAUUCUGUGAUUUUGUCUCAGGUCGUCUGAAUUUAGCAAACAUUGAUUUUAUCUCACUCAGUUUAUUCACAGUCGUUCAGGUUUCAUCAUAAUAAAAUCCACCUGAGCCCGUGAGCAGGUGUGUCAGAGGUUUUUCUGACUCCACUCGGGAUUGUUACUGUGGAAAGCGCAGAAGAAGACCCUUACAACCUUCCUGCUGACACAUUAGUGAGCGGUGCCAAAGCUGCCUCUGGAAUCAUGGGAAGUGUAGGCAAAGAGACUACAGGGAUGGACGGCAGUUCCUGGCAGCGUUAGCGGCUCCAGCAGAUGAUCAUUUCUCUCAGACGGUUUUUCUGUGGAUGUUCGAGUUUGCAGGUUUGAGCAGACAUGUCGGAUAAAACGGCGCCGCGCUGCCAGCUGAGGCUGGAGUGGAUCCACGGUUACCGGGGCCACCAGUGCCGAAACAACCUGUACUACACAGCUGGGAAAGAAGUGGUGUACUUCGUGGCCGGGGUGGGCGUGGUCUUCAACACCAGAGAGCACACACAGAAGUUCUACCUGGGACACAACGAUGACAUCAUCAGUCUGGCCAUGCAUCCUGAUAAGGUCCAGGUGGCGACAGGUCAGGUGGGGAAGGACCCGUACAUCUGCAUCUGGGACACGUACGCCAUGCAGACGGUCUCCAUCCUGCGGGACGUGCACACCCACGGAGUGGCCUGUCUCGCCUUCGAUGCUGACGGACAGCGACUGGCCUCGGUCGGCCUGGAUGCCAAGAACACGGUGUGCGUCUGGGACUGGAGAAGAGGGCGCGUCCUCGCCACGGCCACCGGACACUCGGACAGAAUCUUCGACGUGUGCUGGGAUCCGUUCCAGGCCGGCCGGCUGGUCAGCUGCGGAGUCAAGCACAUCAAGUUUUGGACUCUGUGUGGGAACGCUCUGACUCCGAAGCGAGGGAUCUUUGGGAAGACGGGCGACCUGCAGACCAUCCUGUGCGUCUCUGCGGCCAAAGACGAGCUCACGUACUCCGGCGCUCUGAACGGGGACGUUUACGUGUGGCGAGGAAUCACGCUGAUGAGGACCGUACAGGCUGCACACGGGGCGGGGAUCUUCAGCAUGCACGCCUGUGAGGAAGGCUUCGCCACCGGAGGGCGAGACGGCUGCAUCAGACUGUGGGACGUGGACUUCAAACCCAUCACGAAGAUCGACCUGAGGGAGGCGGAGCAGGGCUACAAAGGUCUGUCGAUCCGCAGCGUGUGCUGGAAGGCCGACCGGAUCCUGGCCGGGACGCAGGACAGUGAAAUCUUCGAGGUGAUGGUCCGAGACCGGGACAAACCGGUUCUACUGAUGCAGGGUCACAGCGAGGGCGAGCUGUGGGCGCUGGACGUGCACCCCAAACAGCCCGUCGCCGUCACCGGGAGCGACGACCGCUCCGUGAGGCUCUGGAGCCUUCCUGACCACACGCUGCUGGCUCGCUGCAACAUGGAGGAGUCGGUUCGAAGCGUUUCCCUCAACAACGACGGUUCUCAGCUCGCUCUGGGCAUGAAGGAUGGCUCGUUCACGGUGCUGCGUGUCAGGGACAUGACAGAGGUCGUGCACAUCAAGGACAGGAAGGAAGUGAUCCAUGAGCUGAAGUUUUCUCCGGAUGGUUCUUUCCUGGCGGUCGGGUCCAAUGACGGGAUGGUGGACGUGUACGCCGUCGCACAGCGGUACAAGAAGGUGGGCGAGUGCAGCCGCUCCGCCUCCUUCAUCACCCACCUGGACUGGUCGGUCGACAGCCGCUUCCUGCAGACCAAUGACGGCGCUGGGGAGCGGCUCUUCUACAGGAUGCCAGCGGGAAAGCUGGUUCCUAAAGAGGAGGCGAAAGGGAUUCACUGGAUGACGUGGACCGGAGUCGUUGGGCCGGAGGUCAACGGCAUCUGGGUCAAAUACUCCAACGCCACCAACGUAAACUCCGUGGACGCCAACUACAGCAGCGCUGUGCUGGUGGCCGGCGAUGACCUCGGCCUCGUCAAGCUCUUCAGGUUCCCCUGCCUGAAGAAAGGGGCCAAAUUUAAGAAGUACAUUGGUCACUCCGCCCAUGUGACCAACGUCCGCUGGUCCAGCGAUCUGCAGUGGGUCAUCAGCACCGGUGGUGCCGACCACGCCGUCUUCCAGUGGAGGUUCCUGCCCGAAGGCGUGAUGAACGGUGUUCUGGAGCCCCUCCUACAAGGUGACGCAGAGCUUACUUUAGUCGCAGAUGGUGACGGCGCCGACCUCCCAGAAACUUUCAGCAAUGUGCCGGAGCUCGACUCGGACAUCGAACAGGAAGCUCAGACCAGCUACGAACGUCAGGUGUAUAAGGAGGACCUGCCACAACUCAAGAAGAAGCUGAUUGGUUCCCUGAAGCGGCAGAAAGCUCCAGAGGAGGGGCUUCGUCUGCAGUUUGUUCACGGGUACCGGGGCUUCGACUGCCGUAACAACCUGUUCUACAGUCAGGCGGGAGAGGUGGUGUACCACGUGGCCGCCGUCGCCGUCGUCUACAACCGGCUGCAGCACAGCCAGAGGUUUUACCUCGGGCACGACGACGACAUCCUCAGCCUCGCCGUCCACCCGCUCAAAGACUACGUGGCCUCGGCGCAGGUGGGCAGAGACCCGGCCAUACACGUGUGGGACAUCCAGACCCUGAAGUGUCUGUCGCUGCUCAAAGGACACCACAGCAGGGGAGUGUGUGCUCUGGAGUUCACAGCUGACGGGAAGAGUUUGAUCUCAGUGGGAUUCGAUGAAUUUCACUCCAUCAUCAUCUGGGACUGGAAGAAAGGAGAGAGACUAGCCAAGGCCAGGGGUCACAAAGACAAGAUCUUCGUGGUGAAGAGCAAUCCUUUCAGGAUGGACAAGCUGGUGACCGUGGGCAUGAAACACAUCAAGUUCUGGCAACAUUCAGGCGGCGGUCUGACCUUCAAACGCGGGAUUUUUGGGAACCUGGGGAAACAGGAGACGAUGAUGUCGGCAUGUUACGGUCGAUCCGAGGACCUCGUUUUCUCCGGAGCCACGAACGGAGACGUUUACAUCUGGAGAGACACGAUGCUUAUCAAGACCAUCAAAGCCCACGACGGCCCCGUGUUCGCCAUGUGCUCCCUGGACAAGGUGACGCUUCAUGCUUAUCUAAAGUGGAGGAGGGUGGAGUCUGUAGCAGGUUGUGUGGUUUCUACGGUUUGGUCUCUCCUCGCAGGCCUCGCCCCGUCCAUCCACGUGUGGGACGCCAUGACCAAGCAGACACUGUCCAUCCUGCGGUGUUCGCACGCUAAAGGCGUCGGCUACGUUAACUUCAGCGCUACAGGGAAGCUGCUGCUGUCUGUGGGGGUGGAGCCUGAACACACCAUCACAGUGUGGAGGUGGCAGGAAGGCACCAAGGUGACGAGUAAGGGCGGCCACACUGAGCGGAUCUUCGUGGUGGAGUUCCGGCCGGACUCUGACACCCAGUUCGUGUCGGUGGGAAUCAAACACAUCAAGUUCUGGACUCUGGUUGGAGGUUCGCUCAUGUACAAGAAAGGUGUGAUCGGCUCAGUGGAGGACGGCCGCAUGCAGACCAUGUUGUCUGUUGCGUUCGGCGCCAACAACCUGACGUUCACUGGCGCCAUCAACGGAGACGUGUACGUGUGGCGCGAGCAUUUCCUGGUGCGCGUGGUGGCAAAGGCGCACAGCGGCCCCGUCUUCACCAUGUACACCACUCUGAGGGACGGCCUUAUCGUUACUGGGGGGAAGGAGCGACCGACCAAAGAGGGUGGUGCUGUGAAGCUUUGGGACCAGGAGAUGAAGCGCUGCCGAGCUUUUCAGCUGGAGACCGGCCAACCGGUGGAGAGCGUCCGAUCUGUCUGCAGAGGAAAGGGUAAAAUCCUGGUGGGAACCAAGGAUGGGGAGAUCAUAGAGGUUGGAGAAAAGAACGCUGCCUCCAACACCAUGAUCAACGGACACACUCAGGGAGGCAUCUGGGGUUUGACAAGUCACCCUUUCAAAGACGUCUUCAUCUCCGCCAGCGAUGACGGGACCAUCCGAAUAUGGGACCUGGCUGAUAAGAAACUCCUGAACAAGGUGAGUUUGGGCCAUCCUGCCAAGUGCACGUCCUACAGUCCCAAUGGAGAAAUGGUUUCCAUCGGCAUGGAGAACGGGGAGUUCAUCGUCCUGCUGGUCAACUCGCUCACUGUCUGGGGCAAGAAGAGAGACCGCAGCGUGGCCAUCCAGGACAUUCGGUUCAGUCCAGAUAACCGGUUCUUGGCGGUGGGCUCAGUUGAAAGCGCUGUGGAUUUCUACGACCUCUCUCUCGGGCCGUCGCUUAAUCGGAUUGGUUACUGCAAGGACAUUCCCGGGUGUGUCAUCCAGAUCGACUUCUCUGCUGACAGCAGACACAUCCAGGUGUCCACAAGCACCUACACCCGGCAGGUGCACGAAGUUCCCUCAGGGAAGGUGAUCACGGAUCAGCCCAUCCUAGACAGGAUCACCUGGGCAACCUGGACCAGCAUCGUGGGGGACGAGGUUGUCGGCAUUUGGCCUCGUAACGCCGAGAAGGCUGACGUUAACUGUGCCUGCGUUUCUCACGCUGGAGUCAACAUGGUGACCGGAGACGACUUCGGCCUCAUAAAGCUCUUUGACUUCCCCUGCGCCGAAAAAUUUGCGAAGCACAAGCGUUACUUCGGCCACUCGGCUCACGUGACCAACAUCCGCUUCUCCUGCGAUGAUAAAUAUGUGAUCAGCGCUGGCGGCAGCGACUGCAGGUGA